Molecule: messenger RNA, 189 nt
Organism: Colletotrichum higginsianum IMI 349063
Lineage: Eukaryota; Fungi; Ascomycota; Sordariomycetes; Glomerellales; Glomerellaceae
Exons: 2
Coding region: 1-189 (62 amino acids)
Source: RefSeq, a predicted model, not a curated record
AUGCUCGGGGGCGCCUCUCUACACAGGCCGAACCCACCACUGGCCCAUACGACGAUGCCUUCUUAUCCUGCGAAAGGUUUGCUUAACCUGUUGGUUAGGAUCCUACAGCACGUAAGGAGCCACUUACACCUUACGUACACGCACUUGACGCCGACUAUCUGGAAGGCCUGGGUUUCUCAAGACUACUGA